GCAGGCAGCUGAAACUGUAAAGUACGCUCUGAUGAUUUCUCAUGCUGAUGGAACUGAAUUAAAUCCUUCCUCUGUCUUUUCCAGGAUUACUUUGUGGUGUCAUAUAAAUCUGCUCUAUGACAGCACAUCACUGAAGCUGGCAUUGAAGGGGACGCUUGAUGAAUAUGACCCUGUGGGCUCAUUGCCUUGUUCAACUCAUUACAGUGUGUUCCUUCAACUCUGUAUUUUCCAGUAUCCAUCCCCUGGCAGAAAUAGAAGAUGCUCUCCUGCGGAACCUUUUUAUGGGAUACCAGAAAUGGGUGAGGCCUGUGCAUAACCCCAAUAAGACAAUAAAAGUCAAUUUUGGCCUGAAAAUAUCCCAGCUCGUGGAUGUGGAUGAAAAAAAGCAAUUGAUGACCACAAACGUCUGGCUGCGGCAGGAAUGGGUGGAUUUAAAAUUGCAAUGGAAUCCUAAAGAUUAUGGAGGAAUUACUUAUAUCAGAGUACCUUCCGAAUCCUUGUGGCUUCCUGAUAUUGUCCUAUUUGAAAAUGCAGAUGGGCGUUUUGAGGGAUCUUUGAUGACAAAAGCAAUAAUAAGAUAUGACGGGACAGUAAUAUGGACUCCACCAGCAAGCUAUAAAAGCUCCUGCACUAUGGAUGUCACUUUUUUUCCAUUUGACCGCCAGAACUGCUCAAUGAAAUUUGGAUCAUGGACUUAUGAUGGGAACAUGGUUGAUCUCAUUCUUUUAGAUGCAAAUGUAGACAGAAAGGAUUUUUUUGAUAAUGGAGAAUGGGAUAUCUUAAAUGCCACUGGUCUAAAAGGGAUGAGGAAAGACGGGCUUUACUCUUACCCUUACAUAACCUAUUCUUUUGUUUUGAGGCGUUUGCCACUGUUCUAUACACUAUUCCUUAUCGUCCCUUGCUUGGGACUGUCUUUCCUCACGGUCCUUGUGUUCUACCUUCCUUCUGAUGAAGGAGAAAAGUUGUCCCUCUCCACAUCUGUCUUGGUAUCACUUACAGUGUUUCUUCUUGUUAUUGAAGAGAUCAUUCCAUCCUCUUCUAAGGUCAUUCCCUUGAUAGGAGAAUAUCUCUUAUUUAUCAUGAUAUUUGUGACACUGUCUAUCAUUGUCACCGUGUUUGUUAUUAACGUCCACCACCGGUCCUCUGCAACGUACCAUCCAAUGGCCCCAUGGGUAAAAGGACUUUUUUUGCAGAAGCUUCCGAGACUGUUAUGUAUGAAAGGGCAUGUUGAUCGAUUCUCCUUUUUGGAUUCUGAAAAUACUGCUCCGGCCUCCAAAGGAAAAAUAUCUGGUAAAAGGAAACACAUUCAAGCAAAUGAUGGAGAAAAAAUUCUAAUUGCUUUCUUGGAAAAGGCGUCUGAUUCUAUUAAAUAUAUUUCAACUCAUGUCAAAAAGGAACAUUUUAUUAGACAGGUUGUACAGGACUGGAAAUUUGUGGCUCAGGUUCUCGAUCGCAUCUUUCUCUGGCUCUUCCUCACUGUCUCCAUCACAGGCUCUGUUUUAAUUUUCACCCCUGCACUACAGAUGUGGCUUAAUAGCUACAAUGUCUAAUUCUGUCACAUCGUAGUCAGACAAUUGUAGUCAGAUCACUGUUGACAACUGUAGCCAUGUCAUGUUAACUUCACUUUGUAGCAAUCGAUAUCAUAUGUUAUAUUCAGCCAGUCCUUCUUUCUUCUGACCCACUGUCAAAUAAAUUUAUGUCUCAGUGCAAUA
Molecule: messenger RNA, 1712 nt
Organism: Bufo bufo (common toad)
Lineage: Eukaryota; Metazoa; Chordata; Amphibia; Anura; Bufonidae
Gene: CHRNB3
Product: cholinergic receptor nicotinic beta 3 subunit
Exons: 6
Coding region: 159-1550 (463 amino acids)
Biological process (GO): chemical synaptic transmission; monoatomic ion transmembrane transport; nervous system process
Cellular component (GO): postsynaptic membrane; neuron projection; synapse
Molecular function (GO): acetylcholine-gated monoatomic cation-selective channel activity; transmembrane signaling receptor activity
Source: RefSeq, a predicted model, not a curated record